AUGCGCAACCACUGUAUCUUUUCUGCUACAUCAAUGCUGCACAACAUGUCUGUUUCACGCCAACCUUGGCGGGUCAUCCUACCGUUACAGUCCGUCAUACGCCCGCCGGUUCUCCGUGCACCACUUGGGGUCCGAUACUACUCCAUCUUCGAGGAUUGGAAAGGGAGUUCGGCGGAGGACCACAUACGCAAGAGGUCUCAGAAAGGUGAUACAGACGAUGUACAUUCAGAGGCAGUGGCCUCUGGAUUGGAGGAGAGGAGAGCAUACCAGGGAAUUGCAGAUGACAGCAAGUCACAGGGAAUGACCGAGAGGGGCGGGACCAAGCAUGGGAAGAAGGCUAAGGAGGAGCAUCCCAAUGCGCCAGAGCCAAUCAUUGGCAUGAACGAUGAGCGGCAAAAGGGGGGUUGA
Molecule: messenger RNA, 408 nt
Organism: Penicillium roqueforti
Lineage: Eukaryota; Fungi; Ascomycota; Eurotiomycetes; Eurotiales; Aspergillaceae
Exons: 2
Coding region: 1-408 (135 amino acids)
Source: RefSeq, a predicted model, not a curated record